Molecule: messenger RNA, 1107 nt
Organism: Miscanthus lutarioriparius
Lineage: Eukaryota; Viridiplantae; Streptophyta; Magnoliopsida; Poales; Poaceae
Source: the annotation of a GenBank genome assembly
AUGGGCAACGACCAACCCGGGCAAGGGAUGAUCUGCGCCGAGGUUCCACUGCCACCCGAUCGGUGCCAACGUAUCAGCGUCGUGGAAUCUGGAAUCCACGCCACGGCGACGCCCAGGCCCACAUGUCGGUCUCCAUCACCAUACGCCGCCACCACCACCUCCCUCGGCGCCAUCUCGCCGUCCCCGUCCCCGUCCCCGCUGCCCACCCCCGUGGAGUCGUUCGGCUUCGACGCGCUCAAGGAGACCUUCAACGUGGACGUGGACGUCCCGCUCGCCGCGCCCUUCACCAUCGCGUCCUCGCGCCUCGUCGCGGUGAACAACGUCGCCGUGCGCGUGGAGCUCCGCAGCGGCGCCGUCGGGUGGGGGGAGGCGCCCGUGCUGCCCUCCGUCACCGCCGAGGACCAGCCCGCGGCGCUCCACGCCGCCGGACGGGCGUGCGCCGCGCUCGCGGGCGCCCCCGCGGCGCUCCUCGGCGCGCUGCUCCAGGACGUCGCCAGUGUGCUCCCGGGACACGCCUUCGCCUCGGCCAGAGCAGGAGUGGAGAUGGCGCUGAUUGAUGCUGUUGCUAAUAGCAUUCGCAUACCCCUAUGGAGAUUAUUCGGAGGAGCAUCAGAUAGUGUGACAACUGACAUCACGAUUCCAAUUGUGACCCCAAAUGAAGCUGCUCAAUUGGCUGCAAAAUAUCGUGGACAAGGGUUUCAAACUCUCAAGCUCAAGAAAAUAAUAAAUGGGAAUCUUGCCCAUGUUAUUAACAUCAAGCUCACAAAGUUGGGGGUUCUUGGGGCCCUUGAAAUAAUUGAUGCUGCAAGAAAAGCCAAUAUUGCUCUGAUGAUUGGUGGCAUGGUUGAGACUAGGAUUGCUUUGGGCUUUGCUGGUCAUUUAGCUGCUGGGCUUGGAUGCUUUAGUUUCGUUGACCUGGACACACCUGUUUUACUCUCUGAAGAUCCUGUGUAUGGUGGCUAUGAAGCUUUUGGACCUGUGUACAAGUUUACAAACGCCAUUGGCCAUGGCGGUUUCCUUCACCACUUCGACAGUGAUGCCUCGCUUCAUCGAAGCAUUGCAGUGCAUUCCAACAAUGCAUUGUUCCACUGGGCAACCAUCGCAUAA